CCGAUCUGCUCCUUCCCGGGCUCGGCUCCUGCCAGGAUCCAACGCCCACACGCCCCGCGGUGCAGCUGUCCCAGCCCUGCGGUCUGUCGCCUGCGCUCCUGUCCCGGGUACGCAGCCGGGUGCCCCUGGAUCGGUCCGCCCUCCCCGCGGUCUCCCCGCUAGCCGGCCCCUGCGCCCCGCUAGCCGCUCCCCGGCACUCUCGGGGGGCCCGCCCGCCCUGCACCCUGGAGCGCCGGGCCGCGAGCCUCUGCCAGCUUCUCUGGAUCCUAGCGGCCGUGGGCAGCGGCGGCCGCGCCUGCCCGCCCCAAGGAGGACCUUUGCUGCUGCCUUGGUCCAGUAACUCUGGCUCUACCGUGCACUCCUUGGAUAAAACGGGUACCCCUGGAAAAUGGCAGAUGAAGACCUCAUCUUCCGCCUGGAAGGCGUUGAUGGUGGCCGAUCCUCCAGGGCUGGCCACGACGGAGAAUCUGAAGCAGACAGCGAUGAUGAUGAAGGCUAUUUCAUCUGCCCCAUCACCGAGGACCCCGGGUCCAACCACAAUGGCAAUGCUAAGGUUAAUAACUACUACAGCAACCUAAAGAAAAGUCAGCAGAACGGCUCCAGUGGGUCCCCGGCCAGCUCCUUUCACUUCAAGGAAGCCUGGAAGCAUGCGAUCGAGAAAGCCAAGCACAUGCCCGACCCCUGGGCCGAGUUCCACCUUGAGGACGUUGCCACCGAACAUGCUACUCGCCACAGGUACAACGCUGUCACUGGGGAGUGGCUGGAAGAUGACGUUCUGAUCAAGAUGGCAUCUCAGCCAUUCGGCCGUGGAGCAAUGAGGGAGUGCUUCAGGACGAAGAAGCUCUCCAACUUCUUGCACGCCCAGCAGUGGAAGGGAGCCUCCAACUACGUGGCCAAGCGCUACAUCGAGCCCGUGGACAGGGACGUGUACUUUGAAGACGUUCGCCUACAGAUGGAGGCCAAGCUCUGGGGGGAGGAGUAUAAUCGGCACAAGCCCCCCAAGCAGGUGGACAUCAUGCAGAUGUGCAUCAUCGAGCUGAGGGAGAGACCCGGCCAGCCACUCUUCCACCUGGAGCACUACAUUGAGGGCAAGUACAUCAAGUACAACUCCAACUCAGGCUUUGUACGCGAUGACAACAUCCGCCUGACUCCACAGGCCUUCAGCCACUUCACGUUUGAGCGUUCUGGCCAUCAGCUGAUAGUGGUGGACAUCCAGGGUGUGGGUGACCUCUACACCGACCCGCAGAUCCACACGGAGAUGGGCACGGACUUUGGAGAUGGCAACCUAGGUGUCCGAGGGAUGGCUCUCUUCUUCUACUCUCAUGCCUGCAACCGAAUAUGCCAGAGCAUGGGCCUCACUCCUUUUGACCUCUCACCCCGGGAGCAGGAUGCAUUGAAUCAGAACACCAAGAUGCUGCAAUCAGCCAAGACCACCUUAAGGGGGACAGAGGAAAAGUGCGGGAGCCCCCGAGUGAGGACCCUCUCUGGCAGCCGGCCCCCCCUGCUCCUUCGCCUUUCAGAGAACUCUGGAGACGAGAACAUGAGUGAUGUGACCUUCGACUCUCUCCCAUCUUCCCCUUCGUCAGCCACACCACACAGCCAGAAACUGGACCCCCUCCAUUGGCCCGUGUUUGGUGACCUUGAUAACAUGGCACCCAGAGACCAUGACCGUCUAGACAACCACCGGGACUCUGAGGCCAGUGGGGAUAGUGGAUACCCCAGUGAAAGGCGGGGUGAGCUGGAUGACCCAGAGCCCCGAGAACAGGGCCACUCAAAUGGCAACCGGAGGUACGAGUCCGAUGAGGACAGCCUGGGCAGCUCCGGACGGGUCUGUGUGGAAAAGUGGAACCUCCUCAACCCCUCCCGCCUCCACCUGCCAAGGCCAUCAGCGGUGGCCCUCGAAGUGCAAAGGCUUAAUGCCCUGGACCUUGAAAGGAAAAUCGGGAAGUCUGUUUUGGGGAAGGUCCAUCUGGCCAUGGUGCGCUACCACGAGGGCGGGCGCUUCUGCGCCAAGGACCAGGAGUGGGACCGUGACUCGGCGCUCUUUCAUCUGGAGCAUGCGGCAGACCUGGGCGAGCUGGAGGCCAUCGUGGGCCUGGGACUCAUGUACUCGCAGCUGCCCCACCACAUCCUGGCUGACGUCUCUCUGAAGGAGACAAAGGAGAAUAAGACGAAAGGAUUCGAUUACUUACUCAAGGCCGCUGAAGCUGGCGACAGACAGUCCAUGAUCCUGGUGGCACGAGCUUUUGACACCGGUCUGAACCUCAGCCCAGACAGGUGCCGAGACUGGCCCGAGGCCCUGCACUGGUACAACACUGCCCUGGAGACAACGGACUGUGAUGAGGGCGGUGAGUUCGAUGGGAUGCAGGACGAGCCCCGGUAUGCGCUGCUGGCCAGGGAGGCUGAGAUGCUGGUCACUGGAGGCUGUGGGCUGGAGAAGGACCCGCAGAGAUCAGGGGACUUGUACACCCAGGCGGCUGAGGCAGCCAUGGAAGCCAUGAAGGGCCGUCUAGCCAACCAGUACUAUCAGCUGGCAGAGGAGGCCUGGGCCCAGAUGGAAGGAUAACUUACCAGAACAAUUGCUGCCAGCUAGUCCCAAGCAAAAGGGCUAAGGGGUUGGGAUGGGGGGUGGGUGGGGAGACUUAUUUAG
Marmota flaviventris (yellow-bellied marmot) is the source of this 2650-nucleotide messenger RNA. It is a transcript of the gene Eef2k, whose product is annotated as eukaryotic elongation factor 2 kinase. The record is from RefSeq and is a predicted model, not a curated record. Lineage: Eukaryota; Metazoa; Chordata; Mammalia; Rodentia; Sciuridae. Gene Ontology annotation, molecular function: calcium ion binding; elongation factor-2 kinase activity; ATP binding. Gene Ontology annotation, biological process: response to differentiation-inducing factor 1; myosin II filament disassembly; protein phosphorylation.